AAAUUCUCUUCCGUAAACAGUUCUAUUGGGAAAUCUAACCUAGCAGUAUGCGAAAUACUUUGAAAAUACAAAUGAAAGUUUACUUUAAAGUUUGUUAUGUUCUUUAAACUGUUUUUUGUGUUGGCUUGCUUAUCUAAAUGCUAUUGUUUGAACAGGGAGGAUGAUCAGGAACACUGUGAUCAGCUCAGACAGUGGCUAGAAUCUUCCACUGUGUCCCUGAAGCUCAGCAAGAAGGGCUUCCACAGGGAGGUGACAACCACUGUUGAUCUCGUACAAGUUGGACUCAGUGGUGCCAGGGCUUUGCUGCUUUACAGAUGGCCGAAUGGUGUCUUUGUAGAUCCAUAUCAACUGGCAUCCCAGAGUGAUCUAAGUAACUGGGAGAUACUGCUAGAUUCAGCCAUUGACCUAGAAGUGCCUGCUCCCAAGACUUCAGGAUUUCUUACCUAUGUGUUCCCCUCCAACACUGGACCGGCUCCUAGUUUCCUAAAAGUAACAAUUCCAAUACACGGACGUUAUCAUGAGCCUUCUUCUACUGGAGAAACGUUCACAUCUGUUCAGAUUCAGCCUCCUGAGCUGCUACUGCGGACUGAAAAAUGCACAGAUCUUCACAGAUUUGAGUCUCAUUCUGUAGUGGAUGCUCCCUGUACUGUCAACAAUUCCAGCACAUGUUUAUGGGUCAAAAAACCUCUGCAGCAGGAGCCCAGCACCGUCAGUAUCAUGUUACCGGUUGGUGACGGGUCAGCGACGACGCUUGUAUGUGGCGGGACUCUUCUUGUGACUAUGAUCUGCUGCGUGAUGCUCUCUAAAUACAUGUUGAAACAUCGAAUCAUUUAAGCUGCAACAGUCAACAGAGCCUGUGCUCAUCAGGUUAUAAUGUUAAACAGUUGUGUCUGGGACCAGGAUCAUUCUAGCUGUUUGUAUCAGGUGUGGAAGAAUUCCAGGUAUCUACAUUAAAUUCACUCCAACGAGCUUAA
Messenger RNA from Girardinichthys multiradiatus, 974 nucleotides. It is a transcript of the gene pigx, whose product is annotated as phosphatidylinositol glycan anchor biosynthesis, class X. The record is from RefSeq and is a predicted model, not a curated record. Gene Ontology annotation, cellular component: endoplasmic reticulum membrane. Gene Ontology annotation, biological process: GPI anchor biosynthetic process. Bases 97 to 834 code for a protein of 245 amino acids. The transcript is spliced from 6 exons. Lineage: Eukaryota; Metazoa; Chordata; Actinopteri; Cyprinodontiformes; Goodeidae.